UGUAUGUGUCUGCCAGCCCAUCAGGCAGUCACUCGGUCCUAUUGGAAAAGCAAUCUGGUUUGAGACGACUGGCUACGAUGAUGGUUGCCGUAGUAAUGGUGUGCGAAGAUGGUGUGCUGUUUUCAUCAAAAUUAUUGCUCAUUGCUCGCAGGUCGGUCCCGUCUCGACUGCUGUUGAUUUGGCUCGCUGGUUAGUCUGUUCAGUGAUUCUUCGGACUACGGUUCGCGUUGUUUCGCGACGAGAGAAGUCGUGGCGUGAGAGUGGCAGGCAGAAAAUUUAAUGGAAACCGAUCGAUAUUAUUUGUAAAUAUUUCCGCGGAACUGGCGCGAUAUUUUUGGUUGACAUAGUUGUUAACUAUUUCUGUGGAUUACUUUGGAUUUGGUUUUUAGCAUAUUGGUGAAGAAUUCGUACGAAAUUUCGAAGUUUAUGGACAAGGUGAGUCCACGUAUGAUGAUCAUCGGGCUCGUCGUCGACGUCGUCAUCACGCUGGAUGUGUAUAAAAAACGCGAAAGAAUUCCGGUGAAACAACAGCUCGAUAUUUAAUGUGUAGGUACUACAUACGCGCGAAGAACGAGUACAACACACGUCCAGGGUGCACAAUUAUCGAGAGGCAGCCACCACAUAGCAUAUAUUACGGGGGACGUCGGGGCGACACAUUCAACAGCGCGACGAGACCAUAACGUUAAUAUUCAUCAAAUAAGUGAGAGGUGAUUUUCCGCUUUAUUAUAUGAGUAGUUCGGAAGACCAACGCAAAACGAAAGUGGACGGUCAGUCAGUCAGUGUGUGGCAAUGCAGCAAUGGUGAAAAUCUGAAGCAUAAAUUUCGACCUGUGUAUUAUUGUAUUGAUAUAUGGUGCAGAAAAUGUAAAUGAGUCCAGCUCUCACCGCGACCUACCAUCAAGCAAAGUGUGGCGAUUGUGUGCAAUAAUAAUACAUGAUGGAAAGUGGUGUUCAUCAAUUGUUGAGUGAAGGAAGAAAAUGAUAGUUGUUAAGUGAUUGCAAUUUACGCCUCCAAGGAAUGCGCAUACUUUCAAUUGAGUGUUGGCUAAAUCUCUGUGAAACGCAGCUUUAGAGAUAGGAGCACACCCUUAGAAAACUCACGCAAACUGACCAAACUAAUAAGAAAGGGGUUGCAACGAUGACGAUAAGAGCUCCGAUAACAGUCUAGCUCUAGAAUCAACACUGUUUGUUUAGAUAAACACCCGCUCCAAGCCCUGCGCCCGUGGCAGUCCGGGCUUUUCCCCAAUUCAAUACCCAAGCGACCAUGGCCACCUCACCGACUUCGACCAAUACCUCGAACUCGGUUUCGCUGAACCGACAGUCGAGCAAAAAUGCCGACUCGAUAUCGCUCUGUUCGACCACCAGUGCCUUCUCGACGUGCCCCGAUCGGCACGGAUUCUACGGUGGCAGUCAGUUCUCGGAAAAACCGGCCAAGGAGACCCUAACCCGGGAGCAGAUCAUCGCCCGGGAGAAGAAGUGGCUGCACAUGAUCAAACACUGGCAGGAAUAUAUGAACAAAAACUACAAGAAGCUCCGAGAACGCUGCCGGAAGGGUAUCCCGCAGGCGGUACGCCCCCGGGCGUGGUUCUACCUGACCGGGGCCUACCAGCUGCACCAGAAGUACCCCAAUCUAUACCACGAGCUGCUCCGCCAGCCGGGCAAUCCGCAGAUCAUCGACGAAAUCAAAAAGGACCAGCACCGGCAGUUCCCCCAUCACGAGAUGUUCAUCGACGAGGAGAAACCCGGCCAGAAGGAGCUGUUCAACGUGCUGAAGGCGUACUCGAUACACAAUCCCAAAGUAGGUUACUGCCAGGCCCAAGCGCCGAUCGCUGCCUUUCUACUAAUGCAUUUGCCGAGCGAGCAAGCCUUCUGGUGCUUUGUUACUAUCUGCGAUAAGUAUCUCAAGGACUACUUCACACCGGGUCUCGAAAUGCUCCAGCGGGACGCCGGUAUGCUGAACGGUCUACUUAAGAAAACCUCCCCCUCGGUGUACCGGCAUCUCCAGAAGCACAAAGUGGACCCGUUGCUCUACAUGACCGAUUGGUUCCUGUGCGCGAUGACCAGAACCCUGCCUUGGGACACCCUGCUCCGGGUGUGGGAUUGCUUCCUGUGCGAGGGCAUCAAGAUCCUGUUCAAGGUCGCCCUGGUCAUCCUGGGCGCCAGCCUCAACUCGCACAAGGUGCGCAAGCAGGCCAACGGCCUGUGCGAGACGCUCGAAGUGCUUCGGUCACCGCCGAAGAAGUACCUCGAGGCAGACUUUGUGAUGCAUCACAUUUUCCGGCUAAACAUCACCGUCGAAGAUUUCAUCCACGAGCACAAAAAGCAGGAACUGCUGCACCGGAAGGCGAAGGUUUCCUAGGGACGGGCUGGCCCGUCCUCGUCAUCGUCGUCGUCCAAGGCGGUCGAUGGCAACUCGGCGCAGGAGGAGGACGGUAGCAGGUCGCGGUGAGCUAAGCGUCCGCCGUGGGCUCUUCCACUCUAGUCUCUGGUGGUACGGUGCGUGUGCGUUGAUGGUGUAUCGUUCGUGGAAGAUCGGUCGUACGAGACUCGGCCGGGCGCGACCAGAACCGUCCUCAAACCGUUUUAGAUCCUAAGCUAGGUGUUAUUUGUGGUAAGGUGUUGAACUCGUAGUAUUAUUUAUCAAUAUCAAAAUUGAUCGAUGUAGUUUG
Molecule: messenger RNA, 2668 nt
Organism: Aedes albopictus (Asian tiger mosquito)
Lineage: Eukaryota; Metazoa; Arthropoda; Insecta; Diptera; Culicidae
Gene: wkd
Product: TBC1 domain family member whacked
Exons: 4
Coding region: 1264-2358 (364 amino acids)
Source: RefSeq, a predicted model, not a curated record